UUUGUCCUUUCCCCCCUGCGACGAGUGCCCUGUGUGCCAGAGGAGGUGGGGACACCUGCCCAGGAGCCGUCGAGGAAUCCACAAAAAUCGAGGGAUCCGCACGGAGAACGAGGCUGCUCUGCAGUAGGAAGCUUGAGAACCCAGCGAGGGGGGUUUUGCAGCCGCUGCAGCCCCGUGUCCGUGCUCUCCGCAGGGCUGUGCUGCGCGGGGCCCGGCGCCGAUGGCAGAGGAUGUCCAGCACUAACAACAUCGCGCAGGCCCGCAAGCUGGUGGAGCAGCUCCGCAUCGAGGCCGGCAUCGAGAGGAUCAAGGUCUCCAAAGCAUCCUCGGAGCUGAUGAAUUACUGCGAGCAGCAUGCUCGGAAUGAUCCACUCCUGGUGGGAGUUCCUGCUUCUGAGAAUCCCUUUAAGGACAAAAAACCCUGUAUCAUCCUAUAGCUGUGGAUCCCUCUGGAAGGGAAUCCCCAUCCAGCCUCUGGAUCCAGGCUCCUCCACACCUCCACCUGCACCCAGGGGUAAAAACUCAACGCUGGCUUCAAACAGAACUUAAAAAAAUCCCGAGAAAAAACAAAAAAAACCUGAAAAAACAAAAAAAAAUUCAAAAAAACCACCCCAAAACAAGCUGAAAAGAUCAAUUUGGAAGCGGGGGUUUUUAGGGAAAGGGUGGCUGCUUCAUGGGAAGGAAAGUGGGAUUGAGAAUUGGAAUUGGGAUUUUUUAAAUUUACCCGGGGUUGAGGGAGGAAAGGAAAGGGGGGGGAUUUUUUUUAUUGGGGUAUUUGGAUUUGGGAAGGGGGUGGUGCAGGAGGAGGUGAGGGGUCAUUCCCAGUGGGAUGUGAGAGCUGGAUCCCAUCAGAGCCCAAUCAGCAGGAAUUUCCUCUGGAGAAGGGGUGAGGUGGGAAGCAUUUUGUAGAAAAUUAGUACAAAAAAAAAAAACC
Motacilla alba alba is the source of this 934-nucleotide messenger RNA. RefSeq names its product G protein subunit gamma 7 (gene GNG7). NCBI's taxonomy places the organism in Eukaryota, Metazoa, Chordata, Aves, Passeriformes, Motacillidae. Gene Ontology annotation, molecular function: G-protein beta-subunit binding. Gene Ontology annotation, cellular component: heterotrimeric G-protein complex. The transcript is spliced from 4 exons. The coding region runs from base 231 to 437 and encodes 68 amino acids. The record is from RefSeq and is a predicted model, not a curated record. Gene Ontology annotation, biological process: G protein-coupled receptor signaling pathway.